AUGAAGCUCACGUUCAAGUAUCUGGACAUCAAGGGCCUCGGGGAGCCCAUCCGAUUGGCGCUGACGGUAGGUGGAUUGCCCUUCGAGGACGUGCGACUCUCCUACGACGACGUCGUGGCGCUCAAGGGCGUCGCGGGAGACCUCACCAAGCACAACGGAUCGCCGUUCGGGCAGGUGCCCGUGUUGGAGAUCGACGGGCGCCCGUUCGGUCAGUCCGGCGCGCUGCUUCGAUGGGUCGGGCGCGAGUGCGGGCUCUACCCGAGCGGGAUGAAGCAGCUGCGCGUGGACAUGGUGGAGGACACACUGGCUGAUGUCCGCCGGGUCAUGGCGCCCAACUGGUACAAGAACGCGAUGGCUCGGAAGCCGAAGGACGGCAAGCUCCCCAGGUCUACCAUGCUCAGCGAGCAGCAGGUAUCGUCGGUGCGGUGGAUGGUGCAGGAGGAGUACCUGCCCGAGAGGAUGUGGCAGAUCGAGCGCCUGCUGAUGGAGGAGAAGGACCCCGACGCGAACGGGUGGUUCGUCUGCGGCAAGGAGCUCUCCAUCGCGGACCUCUCGCUCUACGUCAUGCUGGAGGGCCUGCUGGGCAUUUGUCCGAAGGCCAACACGUACUGCAAGGGGAUCACCGCGGAGAAGGCGCUGAUGCACUGCCCGCGGCUGGUGCGGCUCAUCAAGGAGGUCGCCAAUCAUCCCAAGAUCGCGGCGUGGAACAAGGAAAAGUGGGGCGAGCACUACGACGAGGGGAUGGGCGGCGUCACCGCGGAUCUGCACUUUCAGAGACUGGGGUUGAACCUGAGGCCCAAGCCGAAGACCGAGCCCAAGAAGCAGGCGGAGCCGGUCAACCCGCUCAAGUUUCUGUUGAUCGUCGCGCUUUACGUGGUGUUCAUGAUCCUGGUGGUGCAGUUCAUCCUCCCCGGGCGCACGGGGGGAUUCAACACGCCCAAGGCGGGCCAGGCGAGAAGGAGCGCGCUCGGCGGCGGCGAGCUGUGA
Micromonas commoda is the source of this 987-nucleotide messenger RNA. RefSeq lists its product with no specific name. Bases 1 to 987 code for a protein of 328 amino acids. Gene Ontology annotation, molecular function: glutathione transferase activity. The transcript has a single exon. NCBI's taxonomy places the organism in Eukaryota, Viridiplantae, Chlorophyta, Mamiellophyceae, Mamiellales, Mamiellaceae. The record is from RefSeq and is a predicted model, not a curated record. Gene Ontology annotation, biological process: glutathione metabolic process.